CUGGCGCGUCUAGCGAAGUGAUGUCAGUAGCUAAGGUGAGGUUCUGCCUUCCAGGGAUAUAGUCGACCUACGACAAGGUUGUUAAGGUAUUUAUCCUGCGGCAGGGGUAUUUAUCUUUCAUGACUUAGCGGAGUGGGCAAAUCUGCGCACUGAUUACACUUCGUGCCCUGGAUAUUUCCUUGUCAAUUUCCGUUAAAGUUAGAAGGUAAAACUGUUUCUGACGGAUGGCGGCUCACAGAAGAAGAAGGAUGUUUACAUAGUUUUCACGUUAAGUUCCAUUAUUAUAAGAAAAACUAAAAAGACAUGACCGUGUCAAGUAAAAUACGACGUUGUUUCUGAAAAGCAGCGGGAAAGGAUUAUUUACAGUUCAGAAGGAAGAGAUUUUCUUGUCAUAUUUUGCAUAGGAUAACAGAAGAAAAAAGUUAUAACGGAUCAAAUGUCAGCGAAUUUUUAAAAGCUUUGCCGUUCCUGAAAGAGGCACUGAGAAUGUGUUUGAUAGAUGCGUUAGUUCGACAUAAUUGUAUGACUGUAACGUUUGCAUUUCACCAGUACGAUGGGUGAUAAUUCGGAAUAUUAAGUGAUGUACGCUCGGGUGGAUUCUUCUUAGAUAAAACCAAAAUAAGUCCAGAAAGGGCAGUUUGACGGACUGGAUUAAGAGAACCGUUCUGAUUGGGUAGUUGAGAAGUCGAAGAUCAGGAGAUGCAAAAUGUAUUCGAAUUGGACAAUAAGAGCAGACUCUGAUGUCACGUCACGUCCGUGAUACAGCGGCCAUGUCUAAAUAUUCUUUUACACACCGGUGUAGUCAUGUCGGGAACAAAGGAUUGUUUCUGAAAAACAUGACGAUUAUUCUUCCUCAUGAAAAUAUGUACAAAAACCCACGAAGAUAAUUCUUGUUUAUCGUUGCGACGGUUCAGAUUAUGCCAGCCUUCUUCGAAGCGUGUCAAAGGUCGCCAGACACACUCACUUCUUUGUUCAAUGAACAGUUGACCUCAUUGAUGAACGAUAUAAUAUCUACAACAUUUCAAACAGUUUAAUGAUGUUAUUCAUAGCCAGCAUCAUCUGUUGUCAUCAAAGUUCCACAAUUUCCUUUCCAAACGUUUUAGCUUUAAACUUAAGGAAAGAAAUACACUGACGCUUUCGCCUUCCUUUGGAAACUGUUUUGGCGCAAUAUCCGGGAAUUCUCGAAAUCGGUUGAGUCAGCAAUUUUGCAAUCGUGGCGUCUAGAAAGAAUAUAUCGCUAUACCAGGCGCGAAUUCUACAUGAUUUGAUUUACGGGAAGUUUCCGAAGAUCAAGAGAUCGGAAAUGGACGGACUAGCACAUGACGGGGAUGGUAGGCAGGGCCUUCCGGGUAACGGAACAGCCGCCUUAUGGAAUACAACAAAUGUGACAUUAUUGCAGUCGUUGCAGUUCGUCGAGAAUGACGGGACAGGACAAAUGAAUGCUGGCAUGGACCCUGCAGACAUGCACGCGAUAUUUCUAAUGAUAACAGUUUUAGGGUGUGUUGUUGGAAUCCUGGCAGUUGCGGGACUAUUUUUAAAUGUGCUAAGUAUGAUAGUAUUUUCUCGCGUUUCAGAGAAAAGUGCCUCUAUUUUUUUAAUGCAGGUCCUUGCAGCGGCUGAUAGUGCCUUUUUGAUCAGUAAUUUUUUAAUCCACACUGUGUUAGCCGUCUUUCUUCUCAGCGGGAGAUAUAUAGAAUACGAAGUACACGUGCUGCCAUCUAUUCCAUACAUUGCGAGUUUUGAAGAAGUCUCGCGAGAUUUUGCGGUCUGGAUGGUGGUACUCGUGACAUUUGAACGUUAUCUCGCGAUAUACUACCCGCUGAAAGCGAAUGUGUUGUGCCGCACGUCCGCUACUGCCAAAACCGUCAUUGUGAUGUUUGCCGUCGUUGCGCUUUUCAACAUUCCGUCUUUUCUUAUGUUCCAAAGCUCCCCAGGUAAUGCACCCGUUAUUGCAGGAUUUGCCAGGUCUGUCGUCUACAACACAACAUAUUACGUCAUAGACGCUCUGUUCAAUUUGGUAGCGCCAAUUUCCCUUGUUCUUUGUUUCAACUUUCGAAUAAUAGCUAUCGUGCGCCUGACACGCAGACGACGCUUCAGCUGUGAUUCGUUGGACUCGAGUAGCUCAUCCAAUCACAACGCGUUGGAGGACUCACGUGCCUCGUCAGUGACCAUGACCCUAUUCACUAUCUCCUCGCUCUUCAUCGUCUGCGAACUGCCGCAUCUUGGCUAUUUGCUGAUGGAAGUCGUGACGAAUUUCUUGAAUGUAGAUCACCCAGCUUGGUGGAAGGUGUUAGCGAUGACCUUAUCGCACAUUUUCCAAAAUAUAAACUCUUUCAUAAACUUUUUCAUAUAUAUCAUGAUGGCGCGAAAAUUCCGAUCCACUAUCCGGGUAAUGUUUUGGAACUGUCCGAAAAGGUUCCGGAGAAGACGCGACAGGGGGAAAUACCCAGUGUGCACCUCGUUUGUUUGAAUAUUGCGUCGGAUUCUGUAUAAGCAUACAUGACUUGAGGACUGAGAAUAAAAGCCAUGCCAUUUUAGCAGAAGUUUCCGAGCGACAAAAAUAAUUCUAUUGCCACUCCCAGAAAGAGAAGCAAGGGCUGUUUCUUAGUUAUCGAAUCGAUCAAUGUUUCCGUAACGGAACUCGAAAUAACAUUACAGUAGCUGUAGGAUAUCCGUAAUUGGGGUUACUGAUAAAAGCGGAAUGAUAUCGUCGAAACGAAAUAAAACCCGCGAAAUGCAGCCCCUUGAAAUGAAGAAGACGCGAGUACAUGUACAUAUCGGUGAACAGUCCACCAUUCAUCAUCUACAUGUAGGUAGAAAAGUUGGAAUUAUACAUGGUGCCCCUUCGCCCAGCGGAACCAAUGUCAACUUUAAUACAUACCGACAUCAGACUUGAGUGACGUUAUUUGAAAAGAUCAAAAGGUUCAUUUCGAUAAAUCCAUGUCAUCUUUAGAUUUUUUGCGUUUCGUUUCAUUCUGGAACUCUUCGGUAACCCGUAAUUCGGACGAAAAUGAUGGAAUAUCGACUCCUGCUGAUCAUCACUCUUUACAUUCCGCAUAUAUAGUUUUUUAUAUUUUCUUACUUUUCCCAACUUGACUGAUUUCUAUCAUAUUCGCAUGCGGUAGUAUACAUGGAUAGGUGCUUGAACAGAACAUGUGUUGUUCUUUGUCGACGAUAUAUUACAAAUUUGAUAUACGGGGGCAUUUUCUCAUUCUAUGCGUUUUGAGCGUGCCACGGUGCUUCACGCUUGUUGUUAGUUGUCGGCAGUGUAAGGCAUGUUAGGCGACAAUACACCAAGUUGCAAUUUUGUCGAUGACGUGUGUGCGAGAGGUGGUGAUCGGUUGCCCUUGCUGAUUCAGGUCCAUCGACCACAUAGAAAGCUGUUUCGAGUGGGUAAACGUUACAUGUAUCAAGCUUUGCCCGAUAACCCUUUUAUAAGACUGUAGAACAAAGGGAUUCUGGAACGUAUAUAUAGCUGAGGGCAGGGCCCGGUUGUUCAAACCCUGGUUAGUUUAGCGUCUGCUAAGUUUUAGUGACCGCUACUAAACUUAGCGGAACCCUUUGGGUGACGCUAAAACUUGGCAGUACCCCAUGACAAAACCCUUGAGGUGCCGCUAACUAAGCGGUGACAUAGCGGCAGCUAAGCCUAACGAAACUUACUUGGCGGCACGCUAAGAUAACGGUGGGUAAGCAGCCGCCAAGCCACCUUCAGCAGAUAGCGGAGCUUUGAACAACCGGGCCCAAGUUUCCACUAGCUGCACGCGAUUUGGGUAGUUGGAUAAUUAG
Lineus longissimus is the source of this 3786-nucleotide messenger RNA. RefSeq names its product FMRFamide receptor-like. Gene Ontology annotation, molecular function: G protein-coupled receptor activity. Gene Ontology annotation, cellular component: membrane. The coding region runs from base 1304 to 2470 and encodes 388 amino acids. The transcript has 2 exons. NCBI's taxonomy places the organism in Eukaryota, Metazoa, Nemertea, Pilidiophora, Heteronemertea, Lineidae. Gene Ontology annotation, biological process: G protein-coupled receptor signaling pathway. The record is from RefSeq and is a predicted model, not a curated record.